CCCCGCUGGCCCCACCCCUCUGUCUCUUCCCGUCGGCCCGUGACGGCUGUUCCGGGAAACCCCGUGCAAUCGCCGCCGCCAUCUUGGAGUGAGGGGAAGAAACCCCGAGCAGCCAGGGUAACCGCACUGAGAAGGAAGGGGGGAGCCAGAGAGCGGCUUCCGGAGGGUGACAGGAAUACUCACACACACAGGGAGCCGGCAGCACGGAAGGGAGGGGCUGUCACACCGAACCCGCCCAGGCUCCGCACCGUCCGACACCGCUCCCACUCAGAAUCCUCUUUGGCGUUUGUGAAUAGCGGCCCGGACCUUCGUCCCUUGCACGCGCCACCAUGGCAACCGCACCUUACAAUUACUCUUACAUCUUUAAAUACAUCAUUAUCGGUGAUAUGGGAGUAGGGAAGUCCUGCCUGCUGCACCAGUUCACAGAAAAGAAAUUUAUGGCCGACUGCCCCCAUACGAUCGGCGUGGAAUUCGGCACCCGGAUCAUCGAAGUCAGCGGGCAGAAAAUCAAACUGCAGAUCUGGGACACAGCGGGGCAGGAGCGGUUCCGGGCCGUCACGCGGAGCUAUUACAGAGGCGCGGCCGGGGCACUUAUGGUCUAUGACAUCACUAGGAGAAGCACAUACAAUCAUUUAAGCAGUUGGCUGACAGAUGCACGGAACCUCACCAAUCCAAAUACGGUUAUCAUCCUUAUAGGAAACAAAGCAGAUCUAGAAGCUCAGAGGGACGUUACCUACGAGGAGGCAAAGCAGUUUGCUGAAGAGAAUGGUCUCCUGUUCCUUGAAGCAAGUGCAAAAACAGGGGAGAAUGUGGAAGACGCAUUCCUGGAGGCAGCCAAAAAGAUCUACCAGAACAUCCAGGACGGGAGCCUCGAUCUGAACGCAGCGGAAUCUGGCGUACAACACAAACCGUCCGCUCCCCAGGGCGGCCGACUAACCAGCGAGCCCCAACCCCAGAGAGAAGGCUGCGGCUGUUAGUGACGUCCCCCCCCCCCUUCCUACCCCCGGCGGUGGCAGUUCGUUUCUUGACCUUCCCCCGCUCUGUCUGUCCCAAGCAGUAUUUUGUUACUGCCCCAUUAUCUUCUGUACAUUCUAUUGGUUUAAAUUAAAGGUGGGAGGGCGGGGCUCUGCUAAGACGACAGUUUAACCCGAUACUAAACUGCUAAAUAACUAGAUGUAUUCAGGUUAUUCCCCCGGCGAGUAAAUAAACACAAAACACACACAGAAAAAACAAAAAACAAAAAAAAACCCCUUUCCUGCAUGGUAAAAUCUAGAACUUUUUUUUUUUCUUAAUCGUAUUUGUGAUGUUCCAUGAUUUUAACAUAGCACUGAUGCUGGACUUAUCUGAUUCGUCGCCAGGCCGUCUUACAAGCUCCACCUCUUAUUGUAAGUAACGCCCCCCUUUCCUUUCCGUGAGUCGUCAUACUCUGUAGGUUUAUUUGCUGUGAAUCAGUUCACGCGGGGGCGGGGUUUCUGUAACCGCAGUGCAAGACUGAUGGCGCUCCUAGCCCCUCCCCCAGACGUUGCCUGGAAUUGCGUCUCCGUGCAGUAGGAGGAGCCAUCAGCCUUAUUAUGCGGCGGGAGGGCGGGGUUUCCAACAACGUCUGUCUUAAUCAUUCAUAGAAUAUAUAUAUUUUUCUUUUUUGUGCUUUAUCCUGUGUUUUUAUGUGGGGACUUUAACACGUACAUAUGUAAAGAAGGAGGAGCACUAACACUGACGGACAUCCUGUGUAUAUGAUUUUAACGAAGCCAAUAAAACGGAUCCCGGCGUUAGUAUAUAAAGAAAACUCACUUUGUACAGUAUGUAAGCCUCCCUUUUAGAUAAGGAGCGCCGUCUCUUUAAGAAGUGUGGCCGUUGUUUGCACUUGUCAUCGUUCAGACAUCCAUUGGGGGCGGGGAAACGAGCCGUUUGCUAACGAGCUUUCCUGCCUUACGUUGUACAGAAGGAAAAAGGCUGGGUUUGACUUUUGCACUUUUUGUUUUCCCCUCUUUCCUGUUUCUUUUAUUCUGUUUGGAAUCAGUCUGCUGCUUUUUAGGAGUUUAAAGGACAAGUAAAGCCUCAGUCAGUGGGAGGGUUGGGCCUCCACCAUUUUCCCUACAGCCUCCCAGGUAUCCCCAGUGCCGUAGUCAGGAAAACACCAAGUCGGACUAAGGCAGAGGGUAUACUUGGGAGGCCGGGGUAAGAUGGCAGAGGCGCAGCCUGAAGAAGGUCACUCAGGGCCAGGGCUUACUGUUCCAGGAUAGGGUAACUGGGAGGCCGGGGUAAGAUAGCAGAGGCGUUGCCUGAAGAAGGUCACUCAGGGCUGGGCUUACUGUUCCAGGGUAGGGUAACUGGGAGGCCGGGGUAAGAUGGCAGAGGCAGGGCCUGAAGAAGGUCACUCAGGGCCAGGGCUUACUGUUCCAGGAUAGGGUAACUGGGAGGCCGGGUCUGGGUAAGAGGUAACUGAUUAUGAAUGGCUUCUACCCUGAGCUGGCACGCCCCUAUAAGACAGCAGCCUGGGGUACUUCCAUGCAGCGAGAACCUCCGCCAUCUUCCCCCUCCCCCCCCCCCCAGACUCUCUGACUAAGGUUCAGAGGAUAUCUGGGAGCCUAGGGCAAGAUGGCGGAGACCUCCUCAGGGUAAGAGAUGUGGCCCAACCAGUUGGUGCCCUCCCCAGUGACUGAGGCUUUCCUUGUCCUUUAAUGUUCAUUUUUCUUUUAACACUACAAGUGGGCAGGUUUUUAAAGCGCAGCAUCCGGUGUUUUAGAUUGCUGUCCCCCCCCUUUCUCUCCAUGGAAUAGUCCAACGGUCACAUGAUUGGUUCCAUCCAUUCGAUGUGCUGAGCCUAUGGGAAGGGAAACUCGGGGGGAGUAUAAAGGGGCCACGCUCUCCCUCGCGCAUGGAUAGGGGAUAGUCUGAUAUGUUUGUGGCCCAGAGGAACCAAUGGAUCUGUUGGACUGGAACAGUCCCGCCUCCUCCCCUCUUCCUAUUGGCUCACUUCUAACCUGAGGUUCUUUCCAUGAAACGCCCUCAUCAUUCGGGGUUCACACAGUUUGGGGGGUUUGUCCAGGGACCACAGCUCAUCUCACUCCCCUCAUCCUGAGAUUUUAUUCCCCCCCCCCCCCAGUACCUUCAGUUACAGUCAGCCACCUGUUCAUAUCUGUGACUAAAGGGUUUUGUUUUGGACUGCUGUACUUUCCCUCGAUGUAACAAAAUGCUAUUAAUCGAAAUAUUUGUAAAUAAAGUACCUGUAUCUAGAUAAUUUA
This is a messenger RNA of Xenopus tropicalis (tropical clawed frog), 3245 nucleotides long. The record is from RefSeq and is a predicted model, not a curated record. NCBI's taxonomy places the organism in Eukaryota, Metazoa, Chordata, Amphibia, Anura, Pipidae.